Molecule: messenger RNA, 3053 nt
Organism: Oryzias latipes (Japanese medaka)
Lineage: Eukaryota; Metazoa; Chordata; Actinopteri; Beloniformes; Adrianichthyidae
Gene: rbm5
Product: RNA binding motif protein 5
Biological process (GO): mRNA splicing, via spliceosome
Cellular component (GO): nucleus
Molecular function (GO): RNA binding
Source: RefSeq, a predicted model, not a curated record
UGUCAGAUUUACCCAUAAUGCACCAGGACGUGCCCCGUUGCAUCUUGGGAUAAAGAAGGUGCUAGUAAUACGUAAGUCCUUUAGUGUGAGAUGACGAUUUUUUUUCCUCGACAAUUUUGCAGACAUUCCUAUAAACGGUGAUAGUGGGUACCUGGGCUUUGAACGUAUAGAUUACGAGGUUACGGGCCUGAAGCGUCCUUAAGAAAAAAUGGGAGCUGACAAAAGGAUUGGACGUACGGAGCGUAGUGGCAGAUACGGGUCGGAGCAGUCCCGUGAUGAAUCAGAUUGGCGCGACAGGCGUGAGAGAGACCAGGAUCGCGAUCACAGUAUGCGCCACUGGAGCGAAGAGAGACGCUUUGAGCGCUAUGAAGGAGAGCGCAGAGGCACAAGAGACAGUCCAGAGCAAAGAGAGAGAAAACGUCGCAACAGCGAUAGAUCAGAGGAUGGCUAUCACUCUGAUGGCGAUUAUCCAGAUCAAGACUACAGAAGAGAACCAGGAGAAGACAAGAAGAGCAAGACCAUCAUGUUAGGAGGUCUAGCUCCUCAUGUGACGGAAGAGGACAUUCGUUUUUCCAUUGAUCAGCUUGAAGGACCCCAGCCAGUUGAUGUCAGACUGAUGAAAAAGAGAACAGGUAUAAGCCGUGGUUUCGCCUUCGUGGACUUUUAUCACUUGCAAGAUGCUACCAGAUGGAUGGAGACCAAUCAGAAACGUCUGGUCAUCCAAGGGAAAGUGGUCGACAUGCACUACAGUCACCCUAGAAACAAGUAUGAAGACUGGCUGUGCAACACGUGUGGCUUGUACAAUUUCCGGAGGCGGCUGAAGUGCUUCAGGUGUGGCGCGGCCAAAUCUGAAAGUGAAGUGACCAAUAACACAGCAGUGUCUGAAACUCAACCGAGUGGGGAUUUCUAUGGGGACACUAUUAUCCUGAGAAAUAUUGCCCCCCUGACCACUGUGGAAUCGAUCCUGACAGCCUUAGCACCCUACGCUAACCUUUCAGCCAACAACAUUCGCCUCAUCAAAGACAAGCAGACUGGCCAGAACAGAGGCUUUGCCUUUGUGCAGUUGUCGUCCCCACUGGAGGCUUCUCAGCUGCUCACCAUCCUGCAGGGCCUGCAGCCUCCACUCAAACUGGACGGAAAAACCAUUGGGGUGGAUUUUGCAAAGAGUGCUAGAAAAGACCUGCUGCUGCCUGAUGGGAAUCGAGUCAGUGCCUUUUCUGUGGCAAGUACAGCGAUUGCUGCAGCCCAGUGGUCUUCCACUCAGCCGCAGCAGAGCUCAGACGGGAUGUCAGAGUAUGCGUAUUUGCAGGAAGGCUACACUCCGUUGUCACAGGAUUACCAGACAUACUAUCACCAGGGAGCAGCAACCAGCACCUCACAGGGAAAUGGACUCCUUGGAGCUGCUCCAGGCAUGAAGAUUCUUCCAGCUGCAGUGGGAGUUGUUCUGUCACAGAGUGCUCAAGUCUACCAACCACAUAUUAUUGCACAGCCUGCCGUGCCAGCAUUGCCGCUUGCCCAACAGCUGGAUGUAAAACCUCAUCCUGCACAUCUGCCAGCUAUAGACGCUGCAGCUGCUGGAAAUGCCGGCAGUACUUUACCAGCUGCUGGACAGACUGCAGAAACCAGCAACUCGGUUCCUGAUAUUUCCACCUAUCAGUACGAUGAGUCCUCCGGCUACUAUUACGACCCUCAAACGGGCCUCUAUUAUGACCCAAAUUCACAUUAUUACUACAACGUUCAGACGCAGCAGUACCUUUACUGGGACACCGAGAAGCAGACGUACGUUCCGGCUCCGGCCAACAUCAACACAGAACAGAAUGAGAAAACGGCUGAUGGCUCUGCGGCGAGCAGCAGCAAGGAACCCAAAGAGAAGAAGGAGAAGCCAAAGAGCAAGACUGCUCAGCAGAUUGCUAAGGACAUGGAGCGGUGGGCUAAAAGUCUUAACAAGCAGAAGGAGAACUUCAAGAGCAGCUUUCAGCCCAUCAGUCAAGAGGAGAGGAAGGAGGCGGCCGCUGCUGACGCUGGAUACUCGUUGUUCGAAAGGAAGCAGGCGGGUCUAGACCGACUCGUCCAUGAGGCGUCAAGGAUGGCUGAAGAGGAGGCCCCCGUCAGCUUAGCCGGUGCUUCUAAGUGUGGCCUUGUGGCAGCCUACAGUGGAGACAGUGACCCUGAGGAAGGAGGAGCAGAGCCUGAUGGGGAGGGAGGUCAGGACAAGCUGACAGACUGGAAGAAGUUGGCCUGUUUGCUCUGCAGGAGACAGUUUCCAAAUAAAGAAAGUUUAGUUCGGCAUCAGCAACUCUCUGACCUUCACAAGAAAAACUUGGAAGUUCUGCGCAGAUCCAAGAUGACUGAAGCAGAACUGGAGGAGCUGGAGCGAAAAGAGUCCGAGCAAAAGUACAGGGACCGAGCGGCUGAGAGGAGAGAGAAAUAUGGCAUUCCAGAACCCCCCGUGUCCAAAAAGAAGAAAUUCAGCCAGCCGGCACCUGUCAUCAACUAUGAACAGCCCACCAAAGAUGGCCUCAGCAGUGACAACAUUGGAAACAAAAUGCUGCAGGCCAUGGGCUGGAAGGAAGGCAAAGGUCUGGGGCGGAACCAGCAGGGCAUCACUGCUCCAAUCGAGGCUCAGCUGAGAACAAAAGGAGCUGGACUCGGCACUAAGGGCACCAACUACACCCUCUCUCCUUCAGACACGUACAAAGAUGCAGUCAGGAAAGCCAUGUUUGCGCGCUUCACUGAACUGGAGUGAUUUCUGUCUUGGUGAUGGACUCGUCCGCUCUGUCUGCCGCACAGGAAGCAAAUAGAAUAAAUGAUGUCAUUUCCAUGUCUGGUUUCAUUUCCAGCUGCAAACCAGAUGUUGGUCAUUCCUGUAAAGCCUGCAGAGACGUACCAUGUAGGGAUUAAUUUAACUUAGAAAUUGUACAUAUGCACAUUGGGUGUCCUUCCUGAUCUCCAUAGUUGUUUUUAUAUUUGACCAAUGGAUCCUUUUUUGUCUUGACUGUACAGUUUAUACAAAAUCUUGUGUAAUUAAGAAAAAAUAAAUGAUGGGAUGUGAA